This is a messenger RNA of Lacerta agilis (Sand lizard), 1848 nucleotides long. RefSeq names its product serine hydroxymethyltransferase 2 (gene SHMT2). Lineage: Eukaryota; Metazoa; Chordata; Lepidosauria; Squamata; Lacertidae. Gene Ontology annotation, biological process: protein homotetramerization; L-serine catabolic process; folic acid metabolic process. Gene Ontology annotation, cellular component: mitochondrial matrix; cytoplasm; cytosol. The coding region runs from base 11 to 1531 and encodes 506 amino acids. The transcript is spliced from 12 exons. The record is from RefSeq and is a predicted model, not a curated record. Gene Ontology annotation, molecular function: mRNA 5'-UTR binding; serine binding; pyridoxal phosphate binding.
CCCCUCCCAAAUGGGACUGUUAAGUCGUGCAAGUUUGGAAAGCCAAGCUUCUUGGCCCUUGCGGAGAUGCUGCCAGGCUGCGGGGAGUUUGCGGGCCCAACACAGCAAAGCAGCUGCUGCAUCGGCCAAGGAGACGCCAGGCUGGACCGGGCAGGAGAGCUUGGCCGAGAGUGACCCAGAGAUGUGGGCGCUGGUGCAGCAAGAGAAGGACCGCCAGUGCCGGGGUCUGGAGCUCAUUGCCUCCGAGAAUUUCUGCAGCCGAGCUGCACUUGAGGCUCUUGGAUCCUGCCUCAACAACAAGUAUUCAGAGGGCUACCCUGGCAAGAGGUAUUAUGGUGGCGCCGAGGUGGUUGACCGCAUUGAGCUGCUGUGUGAACGCCGUGCCCUGGAGGCUUUUGACCUGGAUCCUGAGUGCUGGGGAGUGAAUGUCCAGCCAUACUCUGGAUCUCCUGCCAACUUUGCUGCCUACACAGCUUUGCUGCAGCCCCAUGAGCGGCUCAUGGGCCUGGACUUGCCUGAUGGAGGCCACCUAACGCAUGGGUAUAUGUCUGACAUCAAACGUAUCUCGGCCACGUCCAUCUUCUUCGAAUCCAUGCCCUACAAACUGAAUCCAGCGACAGGACUGAUUGAUUAUGAUCAGCUAGAAGUAACGGCCCGACUCUUCCGCCCGCGUCUCGUCAUUGCUGGGACCAGUGCCUACGCCCGCCUUAUUGACUACGCCCGCAUCAAGAAGGUGUGUGAAGAGGUGAAGGCCUACAUGCUGGCUGACAUGGCCCAUAUCAGUGGUCUGGUGGCAGCCAAAGUCAUCCCUUCUCCCUUUGAUUAUGCUGACCUGGUCACUAGCACGACUCACAAGACACUGCGUGGAGCGAGGUCUGGAUUGAUCUUCUACCGCAAAGGUGCCCGUUCCAUAGACAAGAAGACUGGCAAGGAGAUUCCCUACAAUCUGGAAGAGAAGAUCAACUUUGCUGUCUUCCCUUCUUUGCAGGGAGGGCCCCAUAACCAUGCCAUUGCAGCUGUCGCUGUGGCACUGAAACAGGCCAGCUCACCCAUGUUCCGGGAGUAUUGCCAGCAGGUACUGAAGAACGCCAAGGCCAUGGCAGAGGCAUUACUGCAGCGAGGAUACACUCUGGUUUCAGGUGGCACUGACAACCACCUGGUGCUUGUGGACCUGAGACCAAAAGGCAUUGACGGGGCCCGGGCUGAGAGGGUUCUAGAGCUGGUGUCCAUAACAGCCAACAAAAACACCUGUCCUGGGGACAAGAGUGCGUUGACACCUGGUGGCUUGCGGCUUGGGGCACCUGCACUUACCUCCCGACAAUUCCGAGAAAGCGAUUUCCAGAAGGUGGUGGAGUUCAUGGAUGAAGGAAUCCAGAUUGGGCUGGAUGUCAAAAAGAAAACCUCCAAGCUCCAGGAAUUCAAAACCUUCUUGCUGGCUGACCCAGAGACGAAGCAGCGCCUGUCCGCCCUUAGGCAGCGUGUUGAGACCUUUGCCCGUGCCUUCCCCAUGCCUGGCUUUGAUGAACGUUGAUGUUAACGCCCAACCAGAGACUGUCUGAUUACCCCCAGAUGAGUGGGGCUUGCCAGAGGCCAGGUGCUUGGGGUCCCUGUAGUCCUACCUCUGAGAGCCGGCCAGCAGUUGCCCUUUUCUGGAAGGGUGAUUGCCUUGGCCACCUUUUCUCCAUCUCCCAAUGCCCAUUUUAUAGUGACUCAAAAACAACUGACCUCUUUUCCGUUUUAUAGCAGGACUAGUCUCUGAUCCACGGUACCUGUGUAGUAUUUUUGCCUGCCCACUAUGCAAGAUGGGUUGUAAGAAUUAAACAGCUUCAUCUCUCUCCCUUGACUAAA